Molecule: messenger RNA, 1794 nt
Organism: Propithecus coquereli (Coquerel's sifaka)
Lineage: Eukaryota; Metazoa; Chordata; Mammalia; Primates; Indriidae
Gene: CCDC63
Product: coiled-coil domain containing 63
Exons: 11
Coding region: 52-1743 (563 amino acids)
Biological process (GO): outer dynein arm assembly; cilium movement
Cellular component (GO): axoneme
Source: RefSeq, a predicted model, not a curated record
GACCUCCCUGAGGACGGUGUCUGAGCAGAGGGAAAGCGCGAUUCCUUCAAGAUGCCAAUGUCAAGGAAGCAGAGGAGAAAAUCCUCCGCCGCUCGCCAGGAACCUUCGGAGAAGGUCAGAGAGCAGCUGGCUGAGGCAGAGCUUCGCAAGCUAAGGCAGCAGUUCAGGAAGAUGGUGGAAAGUCGGAAGUCCUUCAGCUUCCGCAGCCAGCAGAAGAUCAUGAGUCAGUACAAUGAAAUCAAGACCCUGAAGGCAGAGCAGGAUGAGAUCAGCCUGCUUUUGAGUCUCACGAAGUCCUCGAAGAACACAGAUCUGAACGAGAAAAACUACAUGGAGCUGCGUUUCCUGCUGCAGACCAAGGAGGACUACGAGGCCUUGAUUAAGUCCAUGAAAAUGCUGUUGGCCGAGCUGGAUGAGAAGAUUGUUCAGAUGGAAAAAAAAAUCGCAAACCAAAAACGGAUCUUCUUAAAAAUGCAGGAGGCCAACAACCCCCGGAAACUUCAGAAACAGAUCCACGUUUUGGAAACCCGUUUGAAUCUCGUCACUGUUCAAUUUGACAAGAUGCUGACCACCAACGCCAAGCUCCGGAAGGAGAUCGAGGACCUACGCUUUGAGAAGGCUGCUUACGACAACGUCUACCAGCAGCUGCACCGGCGCAUGUCCGUACAGAAGAAAACGAUGCACGCGGCUAUCGAGCAAUCUGCGCAGGCCUAUGAGCAGAGGCUGGAGGCCAUGGCCCGAAUGGCUGCCAUGAAGGAGCGCCAGCAGAAGGACAUCUCGCAGUACAACCUGGAGAUCCGAGAGCUGGAGCGUCUCUAUGCCCACGAGACCAAGCUCAAGUCCUUCCUGCUCAGCAAGCUGAAUGACCGCACGGAAUUCGAGGAGCAGGCCAAAGAGGAAGAAGCUCUCAAAGCAAAGAAGUACAGCAAGAAGAGCAACGGAGAGAGUUUUGAGAGCUACGAGGUGGCCCACCUCCGGCUGAUGAAGCUCAUUGAGACCGGGGACCUGAACCAGCUCGUUGAGGAAUUUCUGGCCAAGGAGGAGAAGAACUUUGCUCGGUUCACGUACGUCACGGAGCUCAACAAUGACAUGGAGAUGAUGCAAAAGAAGACCCAGAGUAUCCAGAACGAGAUCAUCGACUUGCGAUCCCAGCAGAAACUGUCCCACGAUGACAGCCACUCUGUCCUGAGACAGCUGGAGGAGAAAUUGAAGAAGACCACGGAGGAGGCGGAUAAGUACGAGAGCAAAUGCAGCGAGAUCAGCAAGACCCUGGAGCAUCUCAGGGACUCGGUGGAGCAUCUGUUUAAGAAGAUAAACUGUGACGCCACCAAGGUCCUGGUGCAGUUAGGGGAGACGGGGAAAAUCACCGACAUCAACCUUCCUCAGUAUUUUGCCAUCAUUGAAAAGAAGACCAACGACCUGCUGGUGUUGGAGUCCUACAGGCGGAUCCUGGACGUGGACAGGGCUGAGACCCAUAUCCUGACGCCCUUUGUCAACCCCUUCUGGGGCGGCUCUGGCCUCCUCAAGCCCCCAGAACCCAUCAAGGUUAUCCCGCCCGUGCUUGGGGCCGACCCCUUCAGCGACAGGUUGGAUGAUGUUGAGCAGCCCCUGGACCACAGCAGCCUGCGGCAGUUCGUGCUGGACAAUUUCGUCCUGAGAGAGGCUCGGAAUCAGGAUGUGCGCCUGGACAGUCUGCCGGAGAAGGCGGAUGAGCUGAGGUCCAGGAAGAAGCUGACGAUGUGAGGUGACGAGGCCGCAUUUGUACCAUAACCGGAAAGAAUAAACGUUUUGUUC